This is a messenger RNA of Cyprinodon variegatus (sheepshead minnow), 916 nucleotides long. RefSeq names its product sperm acrosome membrane-associated protein 4-like. NCBI's taxonomy places the organism in Eukaryota, Metazoa, Chordata, Actinopteri, Cyprinodontiformes, Cyprinodontidae. The coding region runs from base 15 to 449 and encodes 144 amino acids. The transcript is spliced from 3 exons. The record is from RefSeq and is a predicted model, not a curated record.
GAUACCUGCUCAGAAUGAAAGGAAUAAUAUUCUGGGUUUUUGCCAUUGUGAUGCUCUCACCUGCUAAAGGUGAAGAAGAGGAGCAGAUGAUGGAUUUGGAGGGACAGGAGCAAGAAGAAGAGUACCUGGAGUGUUUCCGCUGUGAUCUGGGCUUCUGGGAUGCAUGCUAUACGACAGAAACCAACUGCAGCCGAGGGGAGCUCUGCUACACGGGCAGAGGGAAGGCAGCCGAUUCCCUGGAUAUAAAGACACUGGGCUGUGCGAAGGCCGAGGAGUGUAACGUGGAGACGACGCUGGAGCUUUUUUUUAAUAAUAACAUCUUUGUCAUGACCAAGUCCUGCUGUGACACCCCUUUCUGCAACUCUGCACAAAAAAUACCCAUUGGCACCCUUUUUUAUCUGACUUUGGCUGUUUUAACCACUCGUUACACCACUAAAGACUUGGUCUGAUAAAAAAGCAACAAAAAAAUAAAAUAAAUUUUUUUUCAUAUGUGUUGUAAAAAAUGGUUGAAGUUAUGCUGAAGUUACCUCAGGCAGGAAAAAACUGCCAUGUUUGCAAGAUCUGCAAAAUGUUUGUACUAAGGGAUAAAUAAACACUAGAUAUUUGUAACACACAAACAAUGUACAUUUAUACCGUAAUCAAGUAAUUGUGUUUUUAUUAACACUGAAACUAGGACAUGCGCACGCUACUUAAAUUUCAUUUAAAUUUCUUACUAUUUAAACCAUAUAAGUUAAAGAGUAUCUCACUGAGGAAUGAAAAAAUGUUUGCAACAGUUGAAGAGUUUAGCUGCGCUUCAGCAGCUCUCCAGCAGAGGGCAGUAGUUCAUCUUUCAUGAAACUCUGCAGAUCCACAUCUUUGUCCUCCAGUUCAAGACUCAAGAACUUCUCCACCACAGACUGGCAUCUGUUGAUCAAAU